Molecule: messenger RNA, 1902 nt
Organism: Xylaria bambusicola
Lineage: Eukaryota; Fungi; Ascomycota; Sordariomycetes; Xylariales; Xylariaceae
Product: Spo11/DNA topoisomerase VI subunit A
Exons: 7
Coding region: 567-1688 (373 amino acids)
Biological process (GO): meiotic DNA double-strand break processing; reciprocal meiotic recombination; meiotic DNA double-strand break formation
Cellular component (GO): nuclear chromosome
Molecular function (GO): DNA topoisomerase type II (double strand cut, ATP-hydrolyzing) activity; ATP binding; DNA binding
Source: RefSeq, a predicted model, not a curated record
UCUCACUUUACAAUACGGCGAACCUAGUCCAUAUAGCAACGCUGUGAGAAUCACCAACUAUCUGACCUGUUGUAGCUAUUACUACACAAGAUCCAAUUAUUGUAAUUAUUACUACCUAAGUACAAGGUAGGAGUUUGAAUCUCAGGCUUGGCGCUGUUGACCAGUUCCGUUGUUCGCUUGGACCACAUCACUAGAUCCAUCACUAGGCCGCGACUACCCAUGCCUGCUUCCAAGUUACUCGGGCAUCCAAAUACCGGGAAAUAGCUUGAGGCUAUCUCCUUCUUACCUAAAUACCAAGUAGAUACAAUAUCAAGGCGCCUUCCUAUGACGACGAUGUGCCUUCCCCCAAUUUGACUUACAGCUUCGGAACAAUGAAGCUCUCUGAUAUCGGGAACACAGACUCCGUCAUGGUCGCUCCUCUGCCAGACAUGAUGCAAAAACUGUCUCAUCCGACUAGUUAGCACGUGCACACUUCAUCUUUGAGGUCCGACAUUGUGUCAGGCCAUUGAUUGAGUACGAUAGCAUCGUACAAGGCAGUUAUAAUUUCAUCUUCCAUAUACGUUGAGAUGGAAGGCGUACACAGCAACGAUAACUCAACGCUGGGAACUAGACCAAAUCAGCACACCGGCACCAUCAUUUCCAACAUCGAAAGUAUCCUAGUGGCAAAUCUCGAAGCACUCAGAGAGGCUCGUCCUAUGUCUAUUCCAAUUCGCAGUCGUAUGACCGGCAAUGUACGGCUAGUUCGCUUUCCAUCCACUAGGCGAGGCGAGGCGAGGAAAUUCACCGCUAUUCUUUCGAUUAUCCAUUUAUGUCACGAGGCGCUCAUCGCCGGUAGAGUAAUCACGAAGAGAGACAUCUACUACCAGAACCCAGAACUUUAUGGGAACCAAGACUAUGUGAACAGAUUGGUCGACGAUCUCGCCUUCACGUUUGAUCUAGGAAGAGAUGCAUUGAAUAUUGUUGCGGCAGUUAAGGGACUCAUCGUUGGCGGUCUCAAAGUCAUAUUCCACGAUGAUUCUACUCUAUAUUGCAACCCGCAUGAUCGCCACAACAUUCUCAUCCCAGAAACACGAACCAUAUUAGGCUUUGAUCUCGGUACCACGAAGUGGCUUCUCGUGAUAGAAAAGGAGGCAACUUUCCGUGGGCUUGCUGCAUCUCGAUUCCACGAGUUGGCGGCGGUUGGUCCAGGGCUACUUGUCACAGCCAAAGGUUAUCCAGAUCUCUCUACACGGCAAUUCCUUCAUAAGCUACAGACGUCAUUUCCAUUAUUGCCAAUGUUUGGACUUGUAGACUUCGAUCCGCAUGGUGUUCACAUCAUGCUUACGUAUAAAAACGGAAGUCGAUCUUUGCAGCAUGAGCAGAAUACAAUACUAAGCCGAUUGACCUGGCUGGGCCCAAGAAGCAGCGAUGUUCUCGGGUUCCGAACACUAGAACCGGCGCCUACCAGAGAGUGCACCCCUGUCGAUACCACGCUGCCGCUUCGCAUUAGAGAGAGGAGAGUUGCUGUGAAGCUGCUCUCUUCAGCCAUAGAAAGCGAUGACGAGUUUGUUGCGAAUAAUGAUCUUAUUCGCGAACUGCAGAUCAUGCUCUUGCUCAACACUAAAGCUGAGAUUCAGGCGGUGGAUGACGCAGGCGAUCUGACCAAAUGGCUGGACAAUGCUUUGACAAAAGAAAUGAAAGUGCUAUGAUUUAACGAGGCUCUCGCUGUUAAUAUUCUCUGCCACUAUAGCUGAAGAUAUAUUCCAACAUCUGUGCCGUCGGAGUUGCAUGUUUCCUAUUUCUUAGUGUCAUAGUCAAAGAUUACACUAGACGCUGUCUAAGUAGGGCGGGCGGGAUUGGACACAUCGAAAGUCACGUGACACCCGAGGUACCAGUAAAUGGAUGCGAACAAGCAUCUAAUCU